Molecule: messenger RNA, 1036 nt
Organism: Cuscuta epithymum
Lineage: Eukaryota; Viridiplantae; Streptophyta; Magnoliopsida; Solanales; Convolvulaceae
Source: the annotation of a GenBank genome assembly
CAAAACUAUAAAAUGCCCCUUUGAGGCGUGGCCGGGUGCGAAGGCAGGCAGCAGCACACAUUCUGAGCUGAAAUGGAGAAGUAUUUUGGAAACGCUUACCGGGGAGACCCGGGAGUCCCCCACUCCGACCCGAGUACAUUUUGGAGCAAGUGGAUCGGUGCUGCUGGCUUCUCAGCCGUAACCUGGUUCAAUCCUUACAUGUGGCAACUCACCAAUGAGUACAAUCGGCCACAAAGUCCGGGCAGAAUCUCUCCGGCCAUAAAUUCCGGCGUGAAUAGUGGUCGUGGAUGGUGUGCUUUCGGUAGUGAUAUAAACCUACCGUCCUCUUCACCUCAACAUCCAGACUUACCGCCGAGAAAAUCAUCGCUGCCGCCUCAUCCACGCGCCGCCACAUGCCGCUGCAGUUGGACCCGCAAUCAGUGGCGGAGCCAGAAAAACGGGUCAGGGGGGUCGAAAAUCAACUAUGUACAAAAUGAAAAUGUUGGCAUGAUCAAGCAAUGCUUUUUGAGCAGUACCACUGGAAGCAAGCACGGAAGAAGAACCAGCCAUAUAAGUUUAAGUGGAAUCAAAUGUCCAGAGAAGUUAGAGACUCAUACUACUUCAACUGGCCUGUCUAUUUUCCAUAGGGUUCUUGGAUUUGGAGAUAUGCUCAUCUAACUGGAAAUAAUUCGAGGCCCACAGAAAAAAUGUGUUUUCAAUGGUCUCUAUUGUCAGAAUUAAAGAUUAAAAGCCUUUUCUUUUUCCUGUCAUAAUGGUUAAUGGCACAUCUUGACAUUCUGCAUUAUCUGGGUAUGACUAGGAGUGGACCCUUCUGGUUACGGUUAGCGCUUCCGAAGGGUAUCAUUACCUUAACUGGGGAUCACUGGGAUCAGCCCGGUUCCGGUUUACUUGAUUGAUUCUCGGUGUCCUAGUUUUAAUUUUUUUACUUGCAAUUAUCGAUCAAUGCAUAUAAUGAAAACUACUGUAAUGAUAUUUUCGAAAGUUUAAAUAGCAUACAAAUGAAAUAAGGAACACAUAUAAACGUUCAAAAAAAGUU